UAAAAAGGGAUGUCUCAUUGUGUGUUGCUGGAAGAUUCUCUGACGACGUUGCUAGAGGGGGCGCUGUGAGUAAAGACAAUCCAACACCUGUGUCUCGACCAUCUGAUUCCUCUGUUGAUCCGUCUCUUUCUGCCACAACAGUUAUUAUAUGACAACUGGAAGCCUAAUCUAUUAUGGAUCAAUGGGAACCAAUAGAAAACGUUCUUGCAAAGCUGCUAAGCUAAGAAAGAGUUACAUGAUUAGCUAACAGUUUGCCUCACGCACGUGUAUUUUGGGGGGCAAAACACAGCAUCUCCUGUGAUUCGUUUUGUUGUUUGAACAGGGUAUAAGGACGUCAUUGUUGAAAUAACAUUCGUAGUGCAUUUAUGUAACUGUACACACAUUUUAAUGUUUACUCCCUACGUUUAGUAAAAGAAAUUCGAAUUGUGUAAUAGUAUAAUUUGACUUACCCAUUAAUAGUUACUAAAUAUAUAAAUCUGAAUCUUAGUCUAAAGCUUAAUCAAAACUAUCAAUUCAACAAACCUGAAAUAAAGCGAUGUAAAAUUAAAUACAACAUUUAAGCCAGCAGCGCCUGUGUGUGUGUUAACAUUUAUGCAAUUGCAUCCUCAUUGGGAAGUCAAACAUUAAUCAACAGCGGCCUCUACUGGGCAAUGCAGGUUAAUGCCCAGGGGUGUCCAGGACUCGUCAAAUCAGAGCCUGGAUUGUGUGUCAUAUGACCCAGCAGCCGCGUAAAGGAGGAAUUGAACGGCAACAACAAAAUAUGGAGGCGUCUCCGGUCAGCUUAUCACCGGAGAGGUACUGGACGGAGGAGAAAGAGAGAGUGCUCAUAACGUUUUUUUCCAAGCACAGUUGCCUGUGGAACCACAAGUCAGAAAGCUACAAGAACCGACAACUGCGAUGGAAAACACUGGAACACCUGAGACUCCUUCUGUCAGCUCAUCCCCCACCUGUCCAUUUCACAGUGGAAGAUAUUAAGAACAAGUUCAAGAACCUUCGCACCACCUUUCAGCGUCAGUACAAAAUGGUAAAGGCAAGCAAGGAGUGCAGGUCAGAGGAGGUUUUCGUGCCACAGUGGAAGCACUACCAACAGCUGAUGUUCCUGCAGGGCUGCUGGGACCUGGACGAUGGCCCCGAUGAGGCGCCUCUCUCGCCCCUGGUUUCGCAGGAGGAGAACCAGUCUGACCUCACCUCACCGGGGCCGAUCAUUUCCUUCCUUCCCGCCUUGUCCACCUCCUCCCUGUCCCUCUGUGUCCCCUGCAACAUGACAGUUAAAUGUUACUGGACUGAGGAGAGGGAGCGCGCACUGAUAGCUUUCUACUCUGAGCAUAAGUGUCUCUGGAACAGGAGGUCUGAAAACCACAACAACCGUCAGCUCAAACUGAGGCUGCUGGAAUCUCUGAGGAGCCAGCUGUCAGACCACUCAGUAUCUUUCUCAGUCGUAGACAUAAAGUGCAAGUUCAAGAAUCUUCGCACCGUUUUCAACCGUGAAUACAAGGCGGUGCAGGCUAGCAGGGCAACUGACAAACUCUACGUGUCCAAAUGGAAACACUACCAGCAGCUGCUUUUCCUCUGCGAGUCCUGCUAUGAAGAUGACAGCCAGGAUGACCUGCAGAUACUGAUGCCACAGGAAGACAAGGAUGUGGAUCUUGGAAACCAAACACCGUCCUCCACCUUGAGCAGCUUCUCCUCCAGCUCCACCCAAAACAGUAGCAUUAAGUUCAGCAACUCCUCCGCUGCCCCCAGCAACAUCAGAAGCAACACCAACACUGCAUAUCACGUCUUCCUCUCUGCGUCUCCAGAACAUCUUAAACAAGCUCCCACACUCCCAGUCUCUCCAUCCACUUCUUUACCAGACACCAAGUCUGGUAAACCCUCUUCUCUAAAUUUCAGUUCAGUUCAGCCGGACAGCAGACCGAGUACCGACUCCUGCUGCCACUGGAACGAGGCCAAAGUUCAGCAGCUCAUAUCGUUUUACUCUGAGAACAGCUGUCUGUGGAACCACAAGUCUGAGAGCUACAGGAACAGGCUAUUGAGACAGAGUCUGUUGGAGACGCUGAGCAGCCACCUGUCUGACAGCGAGCCAGUUCCGUUCACAGUGGAAGACAUCAAGACAAAGUUCAGGAACUUGCGAACCAUCUUCCAACGUGAACACAAAGCAGUCAGCUCAAACAAAACAUGUGGCUCGGAGGACUUUUACCUUCCAAAGUGGAAGCACUACCGCGAGCUGAUGUUCCUCUGUGACUCCUGCGAUGAGGACGAGCGACCUGAACUCCGGCACUUCCAGGAGCAGCAGCAGUCCGGCCUUCUCCAGCUGGAGUGCCAAGGCCCGCUCUCAACUUUACAUUAUCAUGGUGCUACCCAGACCGCUACCAAACUGAACCUCACGUCACGGAGCCUCGAAGCCCCUCCAUCACCUACACCCCCGGACUCCCAGCGCUCCUCCCCCUCCUCCUCCCCGUCCACGUCCUCCUCUCACACAAACGGUAGAGUGUCAAGACGCAAGCGAGCGAGCCGCCGCCUGCCGCCCACCAACGGCGAAGUGCUUGACUUCAUGAGGACAUUCUAUCAAAGCCAAACGGUGUCGCCGCACGCGGGCUUCCUGAAGUAUGUGGAGGAAUGUCUGAAUGAGACACCACCAGACAAAGUGAAGAAACUGAAGAAGAAAAUAAUUGAGACGAUCCACAGGGUAUCAGAAGAGGUUUAAUAUUUCACUGUUAGUUUGAGUCACUCUCACUGGGUUUUCUUUAUCUUGUUCCCUUUGCCUCCCAACAGCUCGGAUAACAUUACUCACUAGCAUUUCAUUCCAAGCUGGACCUUGUUACCUGAGGGUCUCUGUCUCCAAAGUCAAAAUCUCUGCAGUCCCACCCAGUGAAGAGUAAACGUAAGAAGUUUAGGUAAAAAGUAAAUGUAAAGCCUUCUACAUAUACAGCUGCUUUUGCUCUGUCAGCUGUAGAUUUACUGUGAAUAGAGCAAAUACACCAAACCUUUGAGCAGUGCUGCCUCUGCUGCGUAGCUUGGAUUCUCCACCUCACAGCUGCACACGGUCAGUUUUACCAAGUCGUCACAUUGCCAACAUAUGUUGCACUCAUAUGUUCCCUACUUUGUCUUACAAUCUUCUUUUAUAUGUAAUAUGAUUGAGAUGUAAGGGAUGACAGUGUAUUAGGGCAGUUAUUAGCUGACGGUAUGUAAGCGUUGUGUUUAUUUUAGUUUGCUGUCUGUCUCCCAUCAGUCAAAAACCCCUUCAUACAGCUCAAGUGAUUUUGCUUGAAGUGGGGUGGGGGGUAAUAUUUUGAGAAAAAAAAACAAAAAAACAAAUGUAAGAAAACAAGCUUCUCUGACAUUAUAUGCAUAACCGUAAAUUGAUGAGAUAAAAUAAGUUUUUUCCAGCUUUAGUCAUCAUUUUAGCCCACAAUCAAAAUUACAUAUUUAUCUUUGUAAAUUUGUUCCUUUAUUUCUGCGGUUUUUCUCAGAUAAUUACCCUCAUUGCUUGGCUCUGCAUUUGCCAAAGUUAGUACCUUAAUGAUAGCACCAAACAACAGCACGUUAAUAAGAUUAGAUAGAACUUUAUUUAUGCCGAAGGAAAUUCUUGUGCCAGAGUUUGCUUAAAAGAGCACAUUACAGUACACUACCUACAGGUUACAAGACAAAUUAAAUUGCAAAACAAAUUACUAAAACAGCAGUGUAUUUCACUGGUCGGGGCCACACACUGAUCCUAGUUAUUAAAGAAAAUGAUGGUAAAAAUAAUAAAAUGGUGGAAAUACAAAAUGCUAAAUAUAACGUAAUGUGUAUAAGGUCAGCAUCUCAGUCAUAUUAUGGACAUCCUUGCAUGAAACAAAGUGUUUGAUCCAUGGACAUUGUUUUCUGUUGGUGGCUGAGGUCAGGUGAUCACCUUGUGUCAGUCUGGGCCUUGUUGGACUGACUGACAUCUUUGUAUUGAUGGCUAAACCACAUCUGAGUUUUUACUUAAGGAGUCUUCCCAGAAAAACAAAACAUAUCACAUGAGGCUUGGAAAGACAGAGAAAAAUGUAAACUUCAGCUAUAUUCACUAGGCCCAAAGUACUUCAUCCCUUUCAUUUCAAAACGACGUACGCACCAAUUCAAAUCACAGUUUAUAUAAGUGUACUUUUGAGGGCAUUUGUGUAAUAUUUAGGUCUGCAUUUAGAGAAAAAACAGUAUGAUGGUAAUGGUAAUUGGGAUAAGCUGGUGGUACAUUAUUACGUUUACGUCAUUAAUUUAAUGCUCAGAUAUUACCCAGAAAUCUACAUUUGAGUGCUUUGUGUGUUCUGCAAUGAAUAUUUCUGUUCAGAGGCAUUUCAUCAAAUCACACAAGUCAUCUGUGUCUGUUCAGAAAAGCCAUAGGACUGAGUGUCUUUUUACUCCUGACUUCUGUCCGCCUCAGGAUGGGAAAUGACACUGCAAUGCCACAUACUAGAUAUUCUACCAGCCUUCACUGAAGGUAACAAACAUCUAGUUUUGUUGUGAAGUCAAGACUUCAUUUUGAUGCUUAGAGAUCAAUGUGGUUUUCAAACUUUAAAGAAUUCAGCCCUGAAAUAAUCUUUUCAUUUUGUUUUCUGAGAUCCUAAAAUUUAGCUACAUUUUUUUAUGUGUAAUGUACCUCUUUAAUUUAUUUUAACUUAAGCACUUACAUUGUCACCAAAACAACUUUGGAUAUGUUGAGUUGGAAGACCUGCACAAUCAGUAGGAACUGAUAAAACUGUAAUCCAACGUAAUAUUUAAUGUUUGUCUUCAUGAUUUAACAUCUAAUGGUGUUAUAAUAUAUAUAACAUACAUAAUAUAAUAGUUUAUUUUAAAUUUAAGUUUAAAAAUGUUACCUUUAGCUUAUCUUGAUAGUCAACUUUUUGUUUUGUUACAAUUUAGGUUUCUGUUCUUGUAUCAGCUGCUGUACAGCUGUGGAAAUAAAUUUAUGGGCUUGCAAAUAGUCAUCUUUCAAAAAAAUCUAUGCAUGUAAAGACUUUUAAGUGUUAAAAAAAAAAUUCAGUGCGUAUUCAGUGUUAAGCAUUUAGCUUUUGGUUGCAUCAAAUGUUUUGAAGCAAUAAUACUUAUUUUUAGCACCAGCUUUGAUUGACAGUGUUUUUAAACCUGUUUUUAGAAUUGCACAUUUAUAUAUGAACAAUUUAUAUCCUUCUUCAUUUGGUGUUUAAAUUGUGCCUUAUCAGAAUCACACUAACUGUAUUUCCUGAAAAUGUGGAGAAAUGUGUGUUUUUACCUUUGGACUUUAUAUUAAAUUCAGUGUAUGUGUAUAAAGAACCAGCACGAGGA
This is a messenger RNA of Scatophagus argus, 5280 nucleotides long. RefSeq lists its product as uncharacterized. Bases 713 to 2704 code for a protein of 663 amino acids. The record is from RefSeq and is a predicted model, not a curated record. Lineage: Eukaryota; Metazoa; Chordata; Actinopteri; Scatophagidae. The transcript has 7 exons.